UAAAUGAACAAUUUUGUGUCCGAACUCGAAACAUAUAUUUUAAAAAGUGUGUGAUAAUAUUUUGACUUAAGUGCUACGUGUUAAAUUGAACUGAAACAAUACGUGAGAACAAGCGUUACCGUUUGGAAGUUGGGAUAAAACUUCUUUUGUGUUUAACUUUUUUGGAGCAACAUGUUGAAGCUAUAGUGACAUUCAAAAUUCGAUAAAUAAAAUAUGGCGGGAUAGUGUGUUACUAUGGCAACCACCAUGGCGACUGCAUCGCAUGACUUGUAUCUUCAUGAUGGGGAAAUACGACCUCAACAUUCUAGAGAAAGCUCCCGAGAUUCUGGAAUCUUCCACACUACGAAGGGUCUAUGGAAUGCUCCUGGCCAAAAUAAUUGUUUCUUAAAUAGUGCUGUACAGGUGUUAUGGCAUCUGGAUAUCUUCCGGAGAAGCUUUCGCGAGUUGACCGGCCACGCUUGCCUCGGCCCAUCCUGCAUUUUUUGCGCCCUCAAGGAGUUAUUCGCGCAGCUGCAAUGGUCGGCAGAGCGUGCGCCUGCCGCCGACAGCCUAAGGCGGGCUCUCGGGGGCGGAGGCGCCAGAUUCCAGCUGGGUUGCAUGGCAGAUGCCAGCGAAUGUUUCGAGCACCUUCUACUGAGGGUGCAUGCCCAUGUUGCGGCUGGUUCUGGGGAUAAGAGAGACGAUGACGCAUGUAGAGCCCCUCACUGCGUGCCGCACAGAAAAUUCGCCAUGAUGCUGGUGGAACAGUCAGUGUGUGGCGCUUGCCAGGCCACGUCUGAACCGCUGCCCUUUACUCAGAUGGUUCACUAUGUAUCAGCCACUGCUCUAACAGCACAAGCAGCGCUAGGUGAACACGGCGAUAGCUUUGGGCUGCUACUGAAAAAGGCCGGUGGUAUGGGAGACAUAAGAGACUGCCCUAACGCAUGUGGCGCGAAGAUCCAAAUAUGCAGGACACUCAUGAACCGGCCUGAAGUAGUGUCCAUUGGAAUGGUGUGGGACUCGGAGCGGCCGUCGGCGGAGCACGUGGCGGCGGUGUACGCGGCGCUGGGCACGGAGCUGCGGCCCACCGACGCGUUCCACGCGUGCGUGGACCGCGCCUGGGCCGCGCGCGCCACGCACCGCCUCGUCGGCCUCGUCACAUACUACGGCAAACACUACUCCACCUUCUUCUUCCAUAGCAAACUCCGGCUCUGGAUAUACUUCGACGACGCAGACGUCAAAGAAAUCGGCCCCGAAUGGGCCCACGUUGUGGAGAAGUGCAAGAGGGGACGGUUCCAACCCCUGCUGCUACUCUACGCCGCCGUGGACGGGACGCCCUGUGACACUCGCCACGCGCCUAAAGAUGUCGUGCCGUUCCCGGCUCCAGAGCCCAGAAGAGCCGUCACUCCGGCUCCAGAGAAGCCGACGAACGGUUUCGCCAGGCGGGCAAUGACUCCGGGCCCCGAUAAUGAAAACGACUACGUCAGUAGAAAGGCUGUAGAAAAUAUGCUCGAAGUGCAAGCCAGUCGGCGAGCUCAGUUAGCUCGGAGUCUAAGUACUAGUUCCGCGUCUGACACGCAAGAACGGCCGCGAGCUAGAAGAGAUUCUGGCAACUGGAGUGGCGAUAGAAAUAGUGCUUCGUCUGCGUCAUCGUCGACUAUAGAAAGUCCAUUUAUGUAUCCAAGAGGCCGGGGUCCUGGAAGUAUACCCAGCAGUCCCACAAGAAAAGGAGAAUUAUCGAGCGGUGGAUCUUGCGAUGCCGGGUACGAUUCUUAUUCCCUUUCCUCGACGGACAGUCUUCCCUUACAACAAGGCUUGAGACACAACUUGCAACUUGCACAAAUACCUGAAUUAACAACUCGUGGGGAUUGUGAAGCUCUGUGCCUAGAAGCCGACAGAUUGUUGGAAAAAUCACGUCAUGCUGAAGAUGCCGCUGACUAUGAGACUGCAUUAGUAUUGUGCGAUGCCGCUGCCUCAAAAGUAUGCGCAGCUAUGGAUGCCCCAUACAAUAAUCCGCAUACAAUGACAUUUGCAAGAAUGAAACAUAACACAUGCGUAAUGCGAGCACGAAGUCUGCAAAGAAGAAUGGCUGGUUUCAAUAGGGUAACUGAAAUUCCUCAACUUGCUCCCGUUCGUAAUACAAAAGGUGGUCUCGAAACUGCCCCGACAACAAUCGAAAUUUAUGCCACACUUCCAAAGAAAAAGGGCUCUUCGAAAAAAUCAAAAAACAUAGAAGAUGAUAUAGAUAAUCCACCACGAGAAAGACCUCCGCGACACAAAUCUCGCGAUGAUGAUAAAGGAAGAGACAAACGAUCCAGAAGUGAAGAUCGUGGACGUGCAAGAAAAGAAAUUACUAUUGCUCCUGAGAAAAAAGAGGAACCAGUAGAAGAUAAGAAAUCAAGCAAGAAACAACAUAAAAUACGGCGUAAAUUACUAAUGGGAGGUUUAAUACGAAGAAAAAAUAGAUCUAUGCCCGAUUUGACUGAAGGGGCCGAUGUUAAUAAGACAGACACAGGUAAAGAGAAGCGUGUUGCAUCUGUCGAUGAUGGUGAUGUGGGCAGAAAAAAGACAGAUGAUAAAAAUAACCUCAGCGGUUAUCUAUCGGAAGGACAUCUGGAGUACUCAGCACCUAGUGGAACUAAUCCCAACCUUGAAAGAAGCAAGCUAAUGAGGAAAAGUUUCCACGGCAGUGCGGGUAAAAUGUUAACUGCUGCUAAAGUUCCUCCUCCACCGCCGCUGCGAACAACUUCCCAGCUUAGCGGGCCUAAGUUUGAAUCAGAAGUCACAGAGCACGGCAUACAAAACCGUCCUCAACAACCACUGCCACCCCCAUCACACAACGAAUAUAACUAUGCACAUGAUAAUGAUGAAGAUGGAGGUUUCUCGGAGCAAUACGGAGAGGAACCACAAUCAUUACCAUUUAUGCCUUCCUAUGACAACAAUCCCGCUAAUCAUUACAAUACAUUAGACGAUUCUCCUAAUACUUCUCAAAAUUUUCAUACUGUUGUUACGCAAGCUAUGGUACACCAAGAACAAAGUCCUGUUAAAAGGGAUUUGACUAAAAUAUUGGAUAUACUCCCAUCGCAUCACAAUAUUCAAAAUCUCACAAAUUCAUUCGAUAAUGGAAUUGAUGUAGUUGAUUGUGCCAUGCCACAAAACAUAAGAAGAUCUCCUUUAAACUUCGAGUUACCUCCAUACCCCAGCCCCAUGAAUUCGGUAAAUCAUUCAAGGCAACCUAGUGAAGAAUUUCCUCCUCCACCACCACCUAUAGAUUUAACUCCAUUACAAGAAGAGCUUAACAAAUUAAAUCAAAACACAAACAUGGAUCUCAAUUAUAUUCAUAGAUUUGAAAGUGACCAGGAAAAUGUUCCUAAGGGAUCACUGCUAGCACAAUUACAGGAAAAGCGGAGUCAAAUUCUUAGAAAUGAAACGAAAAUUAAUCCAUUGGAUACAAUUGGUAGCGCAGGAGAUACUUGGCUUAAAGAGCUCCAGGCGAAACAAGCAGCGCUAAAGUUAAAGCGAUCUGGAUCUCUUGAAGGGCAACUAUCUGCUCCAGUUGAAAACACAACAAAAGCAGUUGAUAAUAGUAGUAAUGUUCGAAAUAUAGCUUCUAGAUUCGAAAGUAACAGUCAAAAUACAUCAGUAGAUAGUGAGAGAUCUCACAUGGGAUAUUUAAAUAUGGGAUCUAACCGAGACGUCAUUAACGUUUCAAAUCUCUCUAACAGUGGAUUGUAUAAUCGUCGGUCAUCUUCAUCUUCAAAUGAUCAUAAUCAGAGUACCGAUGAAUACAAUUCCUCAAAAACUAAUAACAAUGCUAACUUUGGAGAUCGUACCAAGCCCAAAAAGAAAUCGGUAUCGUUCUGCGAUCAAGUGAUUUUAGUAGCCACAGCAGAGGAUCAGGAAGAUGACAGUUACAUUCCCAACCCUAUAUUAGAAAGAGUCCUCAAAUCGGCUAUGAAUAAACCAGAACUUACAACCGUGCCUUUGCAAAAUGAGAAACCGUCACUUCACAGGCAGGAUUCCUUCGACAGUCAAUCUUCACGCUCAACUAUAUCUUCACUCUCUCAAACAUCUUAUGUGCCCAAUGAGGCCACUGAUUACUAUAGAGCACAAAAUUCUUACCCAAAUUAUCAAGUUGCACAAACUCGACCUCAGCAGCAAUACAAUCCUCAGAAAAAUAACGCGCCGACAAAUCAAAAUAUUCAAGGAAACACACAAAUAUAUCAAGCGUUACCUGCUAAUUCUCAAAACGCUAGUAAUCCUAUUCCAUAUACUCAGCCACCAUCGGUAUACUCAAACAAUACUACUGCAAGCCCACCGAGUUUCAGUCAAAAUCCUGCGAACAGAUUAACGCCUACUGUUCAUAACACUCCAUAUAUGACCAAGCAUGUUCAGAACAUACAGAGGCCCGUUCCAAAUACAUACCCACACCCACCGAGCCAGUUACAUCCAGCUAACCAACCAACGAAUAAUACGUACUACCAUCGAUUGCCUCAACACUCUGCUACUCCGACCCCGACUCAGAAUUAUGGACAAAAUCGUCAGUACAACCAAAACCCACAAAACAAUACCGCACCUUAUCAAAGCGUGCCCACCAACUCACCGGCUUAUCAGAGCUAUCACAACCCACCGACAAGUUACGCUAAUUCUGAUUAUUCUAGUCGUUAUCCACAAACUAAUAGUACAAAUCAUUAUAACAUCCAUUCGCCAUACCAGAGGGUUCCACCGCCUCAUGGAGAUGUUCCUGUUGAGACUUACAAUAACAAUAAUUAUCAAAAAAUCCCAAAUAACUACUACCACGAUAAUAAUUCAAAUCAAACACGUAUUGAUGCGAGGAAUUUCGGAAAUCAGCGUCCUCCCUACAUCGCUGACAAUAACUCCAACGAGCAAUUGAGUCAAUACCAGAAUGGGUAUCAACAAAACGGCUAUAACCCAUAUCAACAUUUACCACCGCCCAAGCAAAUUCAAAAGAAGUCUGUAUCCUUUGAGCCAGGUACUAAGGGUGGCACAGAUUCACCAAUACCGCCACAAAUGAAUGGCAAUUAUUCCAGCGAUAGUCAACCUAAUACGUUAUCUAGCGCGCAAAAAAUAGUUUGUAAUUUAUGCCGGAAGAAAACUGUGAACCCGCCCGCAACGUAUUGUCCUGAUUGCGACUUUUACAUGUCACGAUUCAAACCUCGCUCAUAGCAAUGAGAUAAUCUAAACAAAAACGGAAUGCCACCGAAUAGAAACUAAAUUUUAAGUGUAGUUUGUUAAUUGUAAAUAAUAUUAUUAAGUUAUGACUGAUCUCACUGGAGAAUGUAAUCGAUAUUUGAGUAUAUAACAAUUAAACACCGAUUAUUCAUGUAGAAAGUUAUGAAUCGUAAAUAUUUUAUUGCUUUUUUUUUAUCUCUAAAUAUAUGAAUUUAUAAAUAUGU
Molecule: messenger RNA, 5396 nt
Organism: Zerene cesonia (dogface butterfly)
Lineage: Eukaryota; Metazoa; Arthropoda; Insecta; Lepidoptera; Pieridae
Gene: ec
Exons: 6
Coding region: 235-5166 (1643 amino acids)
Biological process (GO): protein deubiquitination
Molecular function (GO): cysteine-type deubiquitinase activity
Source: RefSeq, a predicted model, not a curated record